Agrilus planipennis (emerald ash borer) is the source of this 1776-nucleotide messenger RNA. RefSeq names its product facilitated trehalose transporter Tret1-like. Bases 132 to 1490 code for a protein of 452 amino acids. Gene Ontology annotation, biological process: transmembrane transport. Gene Ontology annotation, molecular function: transmembrane transporter activity. The transcript has 2 exons. Gene Ontology annotation, cellular component: membrane. NCBI's taxonomy places the organism in Eukaryota, Metazoa, Arthropoda, Insecta, Coleoptera, Buprestidae. The record is from RefSeq and is a predicted model, not a curated record.
UAAAUAACAAAGUAAACAUUAAUGCUAGCUAGCGCCUACCAAACACUUAUCUCUAUUUUACGUAAUUGAAAUUAGUGUGCAAGUCGCGUUCGUCGAAACCAACCCAUUGAAACAAUCAGAGAAACGAAAUUAUGAUUUUAAACAUCAAACUUCAAACCAAAUUGAAGCAAUAUGGUGCAGCCGUCUGUGUGGGAAGUGUCCUUAUAGGAAUGUCGUUCACGUGGUCGUCCCCCGUGAUUGCCCAGUUGGAGCAUGGUAAUGGUUCUUUCAACAUAACAACUGAAGAAGCUUCAUGGAUAGGGUCGUGCAUGGCUUUCGGUGCAGCAGUUUCUGCAGUCCCGUUGGGGUAUCUGGCCGAUCGAUUUGGUCGAAAAAAGUGCACACUUGUUCUAACAAUUCCGGUUGUCCUUUUUACAGCGCUUGCAUACAUCGGAAGCAACGUUUAUUACAUUUACAUCGGCAGAGUGUUUUCCGGACUUGGAACUGGUGGUAUGUCAGCUAUAGCACCCCGGUACAUGUCCGAGAUAGCCGAUGUCAAAGUACGAGCGUCAUUGAACAGUUUGUUUCAAGCCCUUAUUUACUGUGGCAGUUUGUACAAUGCGGUUUUGGGAAAGUAUUUGGACUACAGAACGUUCACAAUUGUGUCCAACGGAGUGGGUCUAGUACUGGUGAUGGGUUUCCUGUUCUUUCCGGAAAGUCCGACGUUUUUAAUGAUGAAGAAUGACACAGCUGGAGCGGAGAAAGCCUUGAGGUUUUUUAGACACAACCAAGACAAUGUCAAACAAGAAUUGGAUGAGAUAUUGAGAAACACUGAGACCAGGAAAAAGACCAAAACCAGCUUUUGGGUGGUAUGCAAGUCCAAAGCUGCCACAAGGAGUCUUGUUGCGACUUUAGGCAUAAUAAUUUUCCAAGUUCUGAGUGGUGUCGACGUUUUGCUCUACUACGCGGUUUCCAUCUUCGAAAUGACCGGUUCCAAUUUCGACCCGUUUACCUGCUCCAUUAUACUGUCUUCAACGCAAAUACUAUCGACCCUUUUGGCAGUUAAUAUUAUAGAAAGGUUUAAUAGGAAAACAUUCCUUUACAUAUCUACUGUUGGGGUUUGCAUGUCGCUGAUAUUGUUGGGAAUAUUUUUUCAGUUGAAACAACUAGGUUUCGAUUCAUCUGUGCUCAAUAUCGUACCAAUGGUAUCAACGAUAUUGUUCUUUGUAUUUUAUCUUAUCGGUCUCGGACCAAUACCGUGGCUGAUGCCAGGUGAAUUGUAUCCAGUCGAAAUCAAAGGACCGGCGAGUGGUUUAACGAUAACUGUUUGCUGGGCUAUGGUUUUUGCCGUAACAAAAACGUUCCUUCUAACUGUAGAAGCUUACCCACCUCAAUACACCUUCUAUUUUUAUAGUUUUUUUAUGAUAUUGUGCCUAGUGUUUACUAGAUAUUUUAUGCCCGAAACAAAAGGGAAAACCCUGCAAGAAAUCCAAGAUGAAUUAAGUCGAUAAACCCCCAAAUGAUCUGCCUUUUUUCAAUCUUUAUAAUUUUAUCAAGAUCAUCAGUACUAUUAGAAAGGGUAGGACAAGUCGAUAAGAAAUAGGCGAAAUAGAGAUGUCAGACAGGAAUUGCAGCGAAUACUAAUAGAGAAAAGGGAAUAACAUUACACCAAUUAAUGUGUAACAGAAACAGAUGCAGACAUAAAGUCGUCAAACUGGUCGAGCACGCACUUCCACUCUUUCCUAUCCUGAGCUAAUCUUCGCAAACUAGGGCAACCCAUAUCCUUAACUAUUUGCA